AGUCUCCGAAAAGAUCACAAAAGAAUACAUCAAACAACUUCUCUCCCCACAUCUCGAUUAUAUAAGAAGCAAAGCAACCCUUCCUAAACAAACCUAAAGAGUCAGCAAAAGAAAGAAGAAAAAAAGAACAUAUAGUUAAGUUAUGGAUGAAGAAAGCCAAAUCAACGAUCCACUGCCUAAAUACUUCACUCUCAGAUCGAAGCACAAUGAUGGUUUUCUUCGUUACAUUAACGCAGACGAUAAGACCAUGCAUGGGUUUCUCAAGUUCUCUGGAAGUCAUGUCGUGAACCCAUUCGCAAAGUUUGAAUUUGAAAAAGCUAAAGAGAAAUCUAACAAAGUCCUUGUUCAUAUCAGAUGUUGUUACAACAACAAAUAUUUGGUUCGUUGGUCAGAGAAAUCCAAGUACAUUGUCGCAACAGGGAACGAACUCAACGAAGACAAAACAAAAUUCUCAUCGACACUGUUCGAACUGAUCUACGUCCAAGAUCGAAACGCCUUCUGUAUCAAACACGUACAACUCAACCGUUACAUUCAGCUACGACGACACAGCACAAGCCAGUUCCAAGGCACUCUGUUCGCCGGCAGCACGGGAUUGGAAAACGACGAGACAGAUCUCUUAAAUAUAAUCGAUUGGUCCACCUUUUUCAUCCUACCAAAGCAUGUAGCAUUUAAAGGCGACAAUGGAAAAUAUCUGAGAGUCCGUUCUUCAGGGACCAAAUAUUUAGAGUUUUCAGGAUCCGAUGUGGGAGAUCCAAGAGUGGGAAACCAAAUCUUCACCACAUACGAUGGACAUAUAAUGAUUAAAAAUGAUAGCUUGGAAAAAUUUUGGAUUCGUGAUCCUAAUUGGAUACUUGGGGAAGGUAGUGAAAGCGAUUUCACUGAUCGGAAUGCUUUGUUUUGGCCUGUUCAGCUUGGCGAUGGCCAUGGCGUAGCGCUUCGAAACAGAGGAAAUAAUAGGUUUUGCAAGAGGCUGAGUACAGAGGGGAAGAAUAAUUGUUUGAAUGCUGAUGCGGAAAGCAUCAAUGCUGAAGCUAUGCUCCAGAUUGAAGAACUUGUCAUUUCUAGGACCAUUUAUGAUGUCAAUUUUCGAGUUUUAGAUGCUCGGUUCUACGACGAGACGCCCAUGACUAUGGUAUCUAGUGAGAUGGUGAACAAAAACAGCGAACCAGAGCUGCAAAGACUGAAGCUUCAGUAUGAGGAUACGAAGUCGUCGACAUGGACAAAUUCGGUGGGAAUGAAGUUAGGGAUGAAAAUGUCAAUUGAAUCAGGAUGUCCAGAGAUAUCAAGUCAAGAAAUAGAGAUAUCAGCUGAGUUCAAAGAGGAAUAUACAUGGGGUGAAACUAAAGAAACUAAGUCUACUAGGGAAGUUGAACACCAAGUCACAGUACCACCUUACACUAGAGUUAAAGCCAAAGUGUUAGCCACUAAAGGAUUUUGUGAUAUUCCAUAUUCAUACACUCAAAGAGACGUUCUAACCAAUGGCAAAGUUGAAAUUCAACAGUUUGAUGAUGGGAUUUAUACUGGAAGCAAUUGCUAUAACUACACCUUUUCCACAGAACAAGAAGAUCUCUGAUUCAAAACAAGAAGUAUUAACUAUUGAAAUUAUAAAAUUUAUCACAUGUACUAAAUAAUGCCUAGCAGCUGCUAUGUAUGUGUAUGCAGCUCUUUGGAAUUUGCUUUUGUGUUGUUUUUUUGCUUUGCAAUGUGUGUUUGUUGAUCAUCUAUAUUUUGAAGCCAAUAAAAUGUAAUCCAUGCAUGUUCUUAUUUCAAUUACUUUGGGCUUGUUUAGGGUUGAGAAGUGUACUUGAAUUCGUCCAAUUUUAUGAAAAGUAUUGUCUUAGACCAUUA
This is a messenger RNA of Cucumis sativus (cucumber), 1848 nucleotides long. RefSeq lists its product as uncharacterized. The transcript has 3 exons. Bases 143 to 1573 code for a protein of 476 amino acids. The record is from RefSeq and is a predicted model, not a curated record. NCBI's taxonomy places the organism in Eukaryota, Viridiplantae, Streptophyta, Magnoliopsida, Cucurbitales, Cucurbitaceae. Gene Ontology annotation, cellular component: extracellular region.